CUGUAUAAUUGAAGUAAGUUAAUGAGUUAGGUUACCUAGAUGAACUCUAGGAUUACUUUGUGAGAAUUGAGAUUGUGAGUUGACAUUAGGUGUAGAGCCUUGUGGACUUGGUCCAGUGGCAUUCGGGUAAAGAUGUACGUACAUGGAAUCUGGGAUCUGAUCCGUAGGAUUGGAGGUUCCACCCAACCGGAGCCGUAGGUACCGGGUUGACCAGAAUCAUGGCCGUAGGUAGUGGUUCUAAUGUCAUAGAAUAGACUUUGAGUCAUGGCCGUAGGAAAGUUGAUCUAUAUAAAAUGAGCGAAGCUUCGAACAACCAAAUCGAGACCCAUGACAUGGAACAAAACGUGGAGGCUCAGCAGCACCCGGUUAUGCCUGCGUUCUUGAGGCAAUUUCUGCAGCAAAUGGCGAACGCGCCAAUGUUCCAACCACCGCCUCCACCGCCUCCUAGGCAAAUCACAUUGAAAACGCUGAAGGACAAUGGUGCUGAAGAGUUCCAUGGGGAUAGGAUCUCUGAUCCCCAGAUUGCACUAGACUGGAUUGAACAGACAGAAAGAGUGUUGAAGAAUCUGAGUGUUCCAGACGCGAGACGUCCUGAGCUUGCUUUCCUGCUCCUUCGUAAGGGAGGAUACGAGUGGUGGAAGCGCGCAGAUGAGAAAGUACCUAAGCCUUGGACAUGGGAGCAUUUUGAUUGGGCAUUCAAGAAGGAGUACAUACCAGCUCGCUUCAGAGAGGAGAAACGCACGGAGUUUAUGGAACUAAAGCAAGGAGACAUGACUCUCCCCGAGCUUCGACAAAAGUUCGAUCACCUAGCUCAGUUUGCGACUACGCUGGUAUCCACGCCGGCAGAUCGUAUUGAAGAAUUUCGUAAGAGGCUACGUCCCGACAUUCGGCCAUAUGUAUCCACCCUAACCACUACAGACUUCUCUAAGGCUUACGAUCUAAUGGCUAAGGCAGAAAAAGACGUUGACGACUAUAAGGCUAGUCUGAAGGCUCAAGAGGCAGGACCAAGUAUGCGCCCCACUACGAAUACGACACCGAGUGCAAAAAGGCCAAUAGGGGAGACGAGUGAGAUAUCUCAAGCGAAGAAAGGCAAGUCAGUGCAUACCUAGCCAGUGCCGACUCAUUCGGUUGCCUCAAGCAGCAAAACCCGACCUACGAAGAUUCCCCCAUGCCCUACAUGUGGGAGAUCGCAUCGUGGUGAGUGCUGGCUCACCCAAGGACUAUGCUUAGGCUGCGGAGAGGAUGGACACUUUCGUAAGAAUUGUCCUACAAACCCAGGAGAGCCAUUUCCACCAGCGUCGGUGCGUAACCAAACCACUACGCAGCAACCGGCACAGAGCCAACAUACGACCGCUGGGCCAAACCAGCCAAGAAAUUAGAAUCAGCAAG
This is a messenger RNA of Cuscuta campestris, 1389 nucleotides long. The record is from the annotation of a GenBank genome assembly. Lineage: Eukaryota; Viridiplantae; Streptophyta; Magnoliopsida; Solanales; Convolvulaceae.